Messenger RNA from Drosophila takahashii, 1123 nucleotides. The record is from RefSeq and is a predicted model, not a curated record. Lineage: Eukaryota; Metazoa; Arthropoda; Insecta; Diptera; Drosophilidae.
UCAGAUGUCAGACUAUAUACCCAGCGUUCACAUCGAAUAUCUCAUUCAGUUUUUGAGUCUUGCUAAAUUCAUACGUUUUCAUUCGUUUCGUUUUCUAUAUUUACUAAAAAAUCAUCAAAAUUCUCAAAAAAAAAAUUGUAGUAAAUUUUGUCCGAAUCCGUAUUGCUUCUUUUUUGUUGUUCUAUCAUUUUGUGUGAACCUUCUCAAAGAAAAGAAAGUAUCAUAAUACCGCAAUCUCGGAGAGAAGGUAGAGAACGAUAACUAAGAGGCGACCAUCGCGAUAAGGAAGGGAGAGGAGAGGUAAGCAGACGGAAAACUGAGAUAACUACCUCAUAACCCAAGAUGUCUGACAACAUUGUGUGCCACAAGUGCAAGGAGGCCAUCACCAAGCGAAUGAUCACCGCCCUCGGCAAGACUUGGCAUCCGGAGCACUUCCUGUGCCGCCACUGCGAGGAGCAGAUCCAGGACGCCACCUUCAACAUCCAGAGCGGCGAGCCGGUGUGCAACAAGUGCUUCGUGGAGCGGUACACGUACACCUGUGCCGGCUGCAAGAAGCCGAUCCUCGAGCGAACCAUCUGCGCCAUGGGCGAAAGUUGGCACGAGGAUUGCUUCUGCUGCGGCGGAGCCUGCAAGAAACCGCUGGCCAAUCAGUCGUUCUACGAGCGGGACGGCAAGGCCUACUGCAAGCAGGACUACGAGGACCUCUUCGCCGCCAGGUGCGCCAAGUGCGAGAAGCCCAUCACGGACUCGGCGGUGGUUGCCAUGAAUGUCAAGUGGCAUCGCGAUUGCUUCCGGUGCAACAAGUGCGAGAAUCCCAUCACCACGCAGACCUUCACCAUCGACGGGGAUAAGCCGGUGUGCCCCGCCUGUCACUGCUGAUCUCCUCCAGGAUAUAAUCCACGUAUCCCCCACUUCGGCACCAGAUUGUUAAGAGUUAGCCGUUCUUUUCCUCACACAAUAGUUAGGAUUGUAACCGAAUGUUAUAAACUCAAAAGGCAUCCUCCAAGUAAUCAAACGAAUAAUUGACAUCGGCGUUUAUGGCACAUACUACAAAGACAAACCAUAAGAACAUUAAGCCGCUAAAUAAUAUAAAAUAAAUUUAAAGAUAAAUUAGACAUGUAAA